ACUACCGCGUUAGUAGUUGUCUAUAAUGAGAUGGUUUUCUAAAAGUUCUGGUUCACAACGCGCUUUAGUAGAGAAUAAGCUGAAAAUAAAGAAAAAACCAUUACUAUGGUCGCUAUUAUGCGCAACGAAGCGGUCAAGUUUAACUUUUAAGCGUCCCUUUCGAGAAAAUAUAGAUACUCAAAAGUCAAGGUGGGUUCAGCAACGUCGAAACUCAAGAAUAUCUAAUAACUUUGACACUAAUCUCUGUUCGUCUCUUGAGUCUCUAUCAAGUGAAUCGGGAAAUUAUAUAAAAACUUUUAAACGGGAUGAUCCAAUCGCUCCGACUUUAAAACAAUGUUCUAAUGAAUUACCUAUAGCUUAUUGUCCAAAUUGUCACACAAAUGUAGUUCCAGUAUAUCAAAAGGUUAUUUAUUCAAAUCAUGCGAUUAUGGAUAAUAAGGUUUCAGAAAGUGAAAUGGUUGAAAUAUCUAACGAAUAUACUGUCUACGAAUCUGUUUAUAAAAAUAGUUUACUUUCUAUUGAUACUAAUAUGGAUUGUGAGUUAACUGAGCGCAAAGAACUUCAACCAGUUGACAAGGUACAAUUACCUUUGUAUUUCUUGCCAAUAGAACCGUUAGCCUUCAGUACUAUCGAUCGUAAAGCUAUUGCCUUCGAUGACUGUAAAACAGAGUACGACGAAGUUGCUUCCGAAAAUGAGGAAGACUCAUCUUCAGGGCACUAUGAUUCAUUACACUUUGUAAUGAUAAAACAAAACACCCGACCUUAUCGUAAGCGUAGCGCUUAUCCUGAAUCAGAUUCAUAUCAACAAAUGAAACGGAUGAGACGAGAGGUGUUCGUUUGUGAAGAAUAAAUGUAAUCUUGUCAAAGUAAAAUUACAUAUUUUAUAAUAAUUGGUGGCAGCAUUUAUGUUUAAAAACACCUUCGGCAUUUUCUAACUUUCCUCGUCAAAAAUCACUAAGUUUUUGCUAUUUCGGUGUUUGUUAUUGUCAUUUUUAUAUAAUUGGCAUUGUUUUCUAAGUAUUAAUAACAUUCCGAUUUUAUAUACUA
Messenger RNA from Schistosoma haematobium, 1047 nucleotides. RefSeq lists its product as uncharacterized. The transcript has 2 exons. The record is from RefSeq and is a predicted model, not a curated record. NCBI's taxonomy places the organism in Eukaryota, Metazoa, Platyhelminthes, Trematoda, Strigeidida, Schistosomatidae. Bases 26 to 850 code for a protein of 274 amino acids.